This is a messenger RNA of Corticium candelabrum, 2059 nucleotides long. RefSeq lists its product as uncharacterized. Gene Ontology annotation, molecular function: transmembrane transporter activity. The coding region runs from base 90 to 1910 and encodes 606 amino acids. NCBI's taxonomy places the organism in Eukaryota, Metazoa, Porifera, Homoscleromorpha, Homosclerophorida, Plakinidae. Gene Ontology annotation, biological process: transmembrane transport. The transcript is spliced from 17 exons. The record is from RefSeq and is a predicted model, not a curated record.
AGUCUGUAGCGAUAGCGAGCAAUACUAAUCGGUAAUUGCAUCAGUCAGGCAAGGUUAAUGGUCGUUCGCACAAGAUCGUAGACGAUUCGAUGUCAGUAGACGCUGAAAAGGAGUCCUAUCAUGGAAAGCAGGCUAGCGCUAGCACUGCCGUCAACUGGAAAGUCAUUCUCCUUACAUUCACGAUUAUGUUUGGCUCUGCUCUGACUAUCACCAUGUCUUUUCCAUUUCUUCCAUGGAUGGUGAGAAUAUUCAAGGUAAAUGGGGAAUUUAUAACCGUUGAAGAAACAGGAUAUUACGUUGGUCUUGUUGCUACUGCAUACUUUUUGGGUCGUUUUGCUGGAAGUUAUUUCUGGGGAGUCUUGUCUGACAAGAAGGGGCGCCGUCCAGCUCUAAUCUUGAGUGGUGCUGGAAUCACUCUGUUCACUCUAUUGUUUGGUUUCUCCAACACCGCAACGGGUCUUGGUUGGGCUCUUGUCAUGCGCUUCUUUUCAGGUGCUUCUAAUGGUGCUGUUGGCACAGCUAAAGCAGUUGUAUCUGACGUGUCUGAUGAUUCCAAUCAGUCGAAGCACAUGGUUGUGAUGACCCUUGCAUUCAGUGCUGGAAUGACUGUUGGACCAGCCUUAGGAGGAGCAUUAGCAGAACCAGUUCGUCAGUAUCCUGGUACUUUUGAAGAUGGUGAUGGAACUAUUCGGGAAUUUUUGGAACGCUUUCCAUACUUCCUUCCAUGCUUUGUGAUUGCUAUUCUAUCUGGCACAGCAACACUAAUUGUCUACUGUAAACUGCCAGAGACAAGCCACAAGAAAUCAGUCUACCAAGUCUUAAAAGAUGAAGAUGUAGUAGAUAGUCAUUAUGACAAGGACGGCAAACAAAUAGGAUGUGAUUCUCAACUUCUUUCUGUUCACUACGAUGUGGAAAAGGAGAAUGUUCAGAUAAAUAUUAGAGCUCACAUGCAGAAUGGCUCAGUAGUGAAGGCUGAUGAUAGUGUUCUAGAAGAUGAUGGGCCAGGCAUAUUAAAUGAAAGUUGUAAUUCAUCACUAAUAAGCAAAUCAAGAGAAAAAGAGGAGAAUGAGGACGAUGAAGAUAUUGCCUUGUCAGACUGUUCAAGAGCUAAAGCAGAUAGUAUUGAUGCUAGUCAAGCUAAAGGAGACAGUCUAUUGGUAAUAUCAUCAUCGCCAUCAUCAUCUCUUGGAUUGUGGACACGAGUCAGAAGAGGAAGUGUUAGACUGCAGAGGGCAAGUACCACUGCACUUAAGAAGAGCAAAAUGUGGGCACUACUAAAAUCAUCUGAGGUGAGGAAAGCAGUUUUCCUCUACUGUAUUUUUUCAUUUGCUGUAAUUGGUGGAGAUGAAAUCUAUUCAUUGUGGUUGUCAACAAAGCCAUACAGAGGAGGACUUGGUUUUAGUGAACGAAAUAUUGGAGUGUCGUUAGCUAUACUGUCUACAUUUAUGGCAUUAACACAAGUACUGUUUGUACACAAGUUGGAAAGGAAGUUUGGUUCUUUACGGGUUUUCUAUGCUGGCUGUAUAGUUGUUGUGCUUACUGUAGCUCUAUUUCCAGUCCUUGCAUCAGUCACAAAUCCUAUAGUACUAUGGACUUCACUUAUCAUCCUACAAGUUCCAUACCGAACAUUUGUUGGAGCUUGCUUCGUGAUGACUGCACUAUUUAUCAACAACUCUGUUCCACCCACCAGUGUCGGCUCAGUCAAUGGAUUGGCUGUGGCUGCAACUGCACUCACAAGAGCUGCAAGUCCGUCAAUAUCAGGAUCUAUAUAUGCAUGGUCAAUAGACUCGACUAUUGGCUUUCCGUUUGACGAACACCUAACUUUCUACAUAUUUUGUCUUGUCUUCUUAGCCUCAUUAUGCUCUGCAGUACGAAUACCAGAGCAUAUGAGUAGGAAAAAGAUUUUGUAGAUUAACAUGUUUUACAUCUAUCGGCUCAAUAGUAUGAUGUUUCAUAGUAGUUCUCUUUUCAGAGAAUGGUCAUAGGGAGCAACCACGCAUGCAAAUGAACAUCUGAGGGUCAUGAUGAUACAUAUACUCAUAGACUACAUAAGUGCAGA